AUGGUUUAUCCACCACCGGCCGACACGGUGCCCAAGACGCCCAGUCAGCCAAAGGAGAUCUCUGGUUUCGGUCUCUACAGCAGAUUCGCCUUUGCUGGUGCCAUCUGCUGUUCCGUCACUCACGGCUCUAUGACUCCUGUCGAUGUCGUCAAGACGAGAAUCCAGCUCGACCCGGCCACAUACAACAAUGGGAUGAUUGGCGGUUUCCGAAAAGUCAUCCAGAACGAGGGUGCUGGUGCUCUGUGGACCGGCGCUGGGCCGACCUUCGCAGGGUACUUCUUGCAGGGCGCGUUCAAGUUUGGAGGCUACGAACUCUUCAAGCAACAGGCCAUCAACAUUCUUGGAUACGACUCAGCCCGCAACAACCGAACUGCUGUCUACCUGGCCUCCUCUGCCCUCGCCGAGUUCUUCGCUGAUAUUGCCCUCUGCCCUCUCGAGGCCACCCGUAUCCGAUUGGUUUCCCAGCCUACCUUCGCCACCGGUCUCGUCGGUGGUUUCAGCAAGAUCCUCAAGACUGAGGGCGUUGGUGCUUUCUACAGCGGAUUUGGCCCCAUCUUGUUCAAGCAGGUUCCUUACACCAUGGCCAAGUUCGUCGUCUACGAAAAGGUGGCCGAGACUAUCUGGAGCAAAUUCAUUGACAAGAACACCGCUUCGGACGGCUUGAAGACUACUGUUAACUUGGGCUCGGGUUUGAUCGCCGGUUUCUCCGCUGCCAUCGUUUCUCAACCUGCCGACACCAUGCUUUCCAAGAUCAACAAGACCAAGGGUCUCCCCGGUGAAAGCACCACCUCUCGUCUGAUCAAGAUUGCCAAGGAGCUCGGCUUCCGUGGCAGCUUCGCCGGUAUUGGUACUCGUCUCUUCAUGGUCGGUACUAUCACUGCUGGUCAAUUCGCCAUUUAUGGUGACAUCAAGAGAGUUCUUGGUGCCACCGCUGGUGUCGACAUCGGCAAAUAG
Capronia coronata CBS 617.96 is the source of this 954-nucleotide messenger RNA. RefSeq lists its product as uncharacterized. Bases 1 to 954 code for a protein of 317 amino acids. Gene Ontology annotation, biological process: mitochondrial phosphate ion transmembrane transport. Gene Ontology annotation, cellular component: mitochondrial inner membrane. NCBI's taxonomy places the organism in Eukaryota, Fungi, Ascomycota, Eurotiomycetes, Chaetothyriales, Herpotrichiellaceae. The record is from RefSeq and is a predicted model, not a curated record. Gene Ontology annotation, molecular function: phosphate transmembrane transporter activity. The transcript has 4 exons.